Racocetra persica is the source of this 138-nucleotide messenger RNA. Lineage: Eukaryota; Fungi; Glomeromycota; Glomeromycetes; Diversisporales; Gigasporaceae. The record is from the annotation of a GenBank genome assembly.
GUUAAUCGUCUCAUAAUAUCUAGAAGUUCCCUGAAGAAUUUUCUUGUCAAUUGCAAAAUUGCAACAAGAGAUUCGAUUCAGAGAAAAAAGCUCAUUUAUCCGAGACUGGGACAUCUUAUUAAUGAAGUCACCUUUUGA